Messenger RNA from Theobroma umbraticum, 722 nucleotides. Its product is annotated as ribosomal protein L6 family protein. Gene Ontology annotation, cellular component: ribosome. Lineage: Eukaryota; Viridiplantae; Streptophyta; Magnoliopsida; Malvales; Malvaceae. Gene Ontology annotation, biological process: translation. Gene Ontology annotation, molecular function: rRNA binding; structural constituent of ribosome. The record is from RefSeq and is a predicted model, not a curated record.
UUUUCUUGAGAACAAAUUCGUCUCUUGGAAAGUCGAAAGCCAUCCGACCUUAACCCUUUGUCCUCGUCGAAAUCCAGCAUUUCCUUUCUCCUUUUCUGAUUCGAGGCGAGGAAAACGACGAUAGCCUCCCCAUAGCCAGGUUGUUGUUUCAAUCAUCAUGGAGGCUAAAUUCUUCCGCUUUCUUAAAAUUGUGGGAGUUGGAUACAAAGCCAGAGCUGAAGCUGAGGGACGGCUCUUAUUUCUCAAAUUGGGAUACAGUCAUGAGGUUGAGCUAACUGUUCCUCCUGCUGUCCGGGUAUUCUGCUUCAAAAACAAUGUAGUUUGCUGCACUGGACUUGACAAGCAAAGGGUGCACCAAUUUGCUGCUACUGUUAGAAGUUGCAAGCCUCCAGAAGUUUACAAAGGCAAGGGUAUAAUGUACAUUGAUGAAGUUAUCAAGAAGAAACAAGGAAAAAAAUCAAAAUAAUGGCAGAGGUGCAUGGUACUUAUUUUGCAAAAAUUUGUUGGCAAGCUUAUGUGGUUGGAAUUGCAAUGUCACAUUUUAUAUUAAUGAGAUGAAUCUCUAAACAAAAUUUUCAGUAGAGAUUUUUCUUUCUCUCUUUUUUUCCCGAACAAUUAGGCAGUUUGGGAUUCUUAACACCUGUUCAAUUUCAAUAAAACACUUUAUUCUGAUGUGUUGGAUCAAUAUCUUCAGAAUCAGAAUUGGAUGCGGGGAUGUUAAA